Telopea speciosissima is the source of this 1552-nucleotide messenger RNA. Its product is annotated as pyruvate dehydrogenase E1 component subunit alpha-1, mitochondrial-like. Gene Ontology annotation, biological process: pyruvate decarboxylation to acetyl-CoA. The transcript has 8 exons. The record is from RefSeq and is a predicted model, not a curated record. Gene Ontology annotation, molecular function: pyruvate dehydrogenase (acetyl-transferring) activity. Gene Ontology annotation, cellular component: intracellular membrane-bounded organelle. The coding region runs from base 75 to 1277 and encodes 400 amino acids. NCBI's taxonomy places the organism in Eukaryota, Viridiplantae, Streptophyta, Magnoliopsida, Proteales, Proteaceae.
CUGUUUCGCUCCAGAAAUCAGAGAGUGGAAAGGAAGAUCGAUCUAUCAAUCGCUGUAGCGAUCGAUAGAAGGAGAUGGUUCUGACUCGUGCAGCCAAAGCAUCUCGUUCUAAACUCCUCAGACCCCUCACCACCUCCCUUUCCUCUACCUCUUCAUCCCUCCGCCGUCCUUUCUCCUCAACCACCGAUGACCAAACUGUCCUCUCCAUCGAGACCAGUAUCCCCUUCACUGGUCACAAGGUCGAUCCUCCCUCUCGCAUCGUGGAAACCACUCCUAAAGAACUCAUGGGAUUCUUCUGUGACAUGGCUCUAAUGCGCCGCAUGGAAAUCGCUGCCGAUUCUCUCUAUAAGGCUAAGCUCAUUCGUGGUUUCUGUCACCUCUACGACGGUCAAGAAGCCGUCGCCGUUGGGAUGGAAGCUGCCAUUACCAAGAAGGAUGCCAUCAUCACUGCUUACCGUGAUCACUGCACUUUCCUUGCCCGUGGCGGCAACCUCCUUGAGGUCUUCUCUGAAUUGAUGGGUCGGACCACCGGUUGCUCAAAAGGGAAGGGAGGGUCGAUGCAUUUCUACAAGAAGGAGCAAGGGUUCUUUGGCGGGCACGGAAUUGUUGGUGCUCAGGUACCCCUCGGCUGUGGUCUCGCUUUUGCUCAGAAGUUCAAUAAGGAGGGUACCGUUACUUUCGCUUCGUACGGUGACGGUGCUGCCAAUCAAGGGCAGCUCUUUGAAGCGCUAAAUAUUGCGGCUCUUUGGGAUCUGCCUGCCAUUUUGGUCUGUGAGAAUAAUCAUUAUGGGAUGGGCACAGCUGAGUGGAGAGCGGCUAAAAGUCCUUCUUAUUACAAGCGUGGGGAUUAUGUUCCUGGUUUGAAGGUUGAUGGUAUGGAUGUUCUUGCUGUCAAGCAAGCUUGCAAAUUUGCUAAGGAGUAUGCUCUGAAAAAUGGGCCCCUUAUUCUUGAAAUGGAUACUUACAGGUACCAUGGACACUCCAUGUCAGAUCCAGGGAGCACCUACAGAACACGUGAUGAGAUUUCUGGUGUGAGGCAGGAGCGUGAUCCUAUUGAAAGAGUAAGAAAGUUGAUAUUAUCUCAUGAGCUUGCCUCUGAGAAAGAGUUAAAGGAUAUUGAGAAGAAUGUCAGAAAAGAAGUAGAUGAUGCAAUUGCAAAAGCCAAGGAAAGUCCAAUGCCCGAUCCUUCUGAAAUGUUCACUAAUAUAUAUGUCAAAGGUUAUGGAGUCGAGGCAUUUGGACCUGACAAGAAAGAAAUGAGAGCAGUGCUUCCUUGAAGUUGGAACUGAGAUGGAGGAUUUAACUCCCAAGUCUAAAGAAAUAAAAAAAGAUGGAGAUGAUUGUGUUCUAUAUAGGCUAUUGCCUUUGCUUGUAACCUGCCCUUUUUGUUGUAUAGGAAAUUGAUUCUUCUCAAAGUUGCUGUUGAGGUCUUAUGUUUCAGUCACGGCCUUGUUAUUACAUUAGUCUUUUCCGCGGUGAAAUAUCUCAUUAGAUUCUUGCCUAGCAUUCAGGAUGCUCUGCAAUUCAUUUUUGGCAUGGAGGGUUAAUUUUU